Mercurialis annua (annual mercury) is the source of this 2285-nucleotide messenger RNA. Its product is annotated as O-fucosyltransferase 7. NCBI's taxonomy places the organism in Eukaryota, Viridiplantae, Streptophyta, Magnoliopsida, Malpighiales, Euphorbiaceae. The record is from RefSeq and is a predicted model, not a curated record. Bases 218 to 1885 code for a protein of 555 amino acids. The transcript is spliced from 12 exons. Gene Ontology annotation, cellular component: cytoplasm.
UUCUCUGCUUAAUUUUAUGUAAACUAAAAAACUGACCCGUUUCACAAUUCUCAACUCAACGCAGAAGCAGCAGAAAAUAAAAUAAAAUUAGAGAGAUAAAUACAUUGCAUAGUCCUCUCAUCGCCGGAAUUGCGAUCUUUUUCCUGUUUUCAUUGAUGACAGAAUCUUGUGCAUUUACCUGUCUUUUUAAUUGAGAGUUAGUGGCGGAUUCAGUAUAAUGAGGGAGAUGCAGUUGGUGCAGCAGAAGCAACGCAAAUGGAAGGGAGUGGUGCUGCUGAGGAAGUUGCUAACGUGCGCCAUAUGCUUAAUAGCUAUGAUUGCCCUCCUUUCCGUACAUUUACAAGUGCUGUUGCCUACUUCUUCUUCUUCUUCUUCCUCCGCUUCUUCUUCCGCGGCCUCUGUCAUUCCUGAUCUCAAGUUGCCCACCACCACCGCUACUUCUCAGCAGCAUGAACAAGAACAGAGCUGGAGCAGAGAGCUUACGCCGCCCCAUUUAUCAAAACCGCCUCAACCUUCUAGCCAGUUGGAUGGUGGCCGUGCGAAGGGAAAUUCUAAUUCUAAUUUCACCAAGCUAUGGAAGCCUCCUCCUAAUCGAGAUUAUCUGCCUUGUGUCGACCCUACUCCAAAUUAUACCCCUCCUGGUGAAUCAAGAGGUUACCUUCUAGUUCAUACAAAUGGUGGUCUCAAUCAGAUGCGAGCUGGGAUAUGUGAUAUGGUAGCCGUUGCUCGAAUAAUAAAUGCUACUCUUGUAGUCCCAGAAUUGGAUAAAAGGUCAUUUUGGCAAGAUUCCAGCAACUUUUCAGAUGUUUUUGAUGAAGAUCACUUUAUUGAAGCUCUAGCCAAUGAUGUAAAAGUUAUAAAAAAGCUUCCUAAGGAAAUGGCAGGCUCUCCUAAAAUAGUUAGGCAUUUUAGAAGCUGGUCUGGAAUGGACUAUUAUGAGGGGGAGAUAGCACACAUGUGGGGAGAUUAUCAGGUUAUUCGAGCUGCCAAGUCAGACUCGCGUCUGGCAAACAACAAUUUACCUGCGGACAUUCAGAAGUUGCGUUGCCGUGCUUUUUAUGAAGCCCUGCGUUUUGCACCUCGAAUUGAAGCAAUGGGGAAAAUGCUGGUGGAUCGAAUGAGGUCUUAUGGUCCUUAUAUUGCUCUGCAUUUACGAUAUGAAAAAGAUAUGCUUGCCUUUAGUGGAUGUACACAUGGUUUAUCUAGUGAUGAAGCAGAUGAGUUAAAGAAGAUCAGAGAAGAGACUGCCCACUGGAAAGUGAAGGAGAUCGAUUCUAGGGAGCAGAGAUCCAAAGGUUAUUGCCCCUUAACUCCAAAGGAGAUUGCAAUGUUCCUCAGUGCUCUUGGAUUCCCCUCAAACACCCCCAUAUAUAUUGCCUCCGGAGAGAUUUACGGAGGUGAUACUCGCAUGGCUGAUUUGCAAACUCUCUAUCCCAUCUUAAUGAGCAAGGAAAAACUGGCAUCUGUGGAGGAACUUGAACCAUUCAUUAAUCAUGCAUCUCAGAUGGCGGCACUUGACUAUAUUGUGUCAAUUGAAAGUGAUGUUUUUAUUCCGUCAUACUCUGGAAACAUGGCAAGAGCAGUUGAAGGUCAUCGCCGUUUUAUUGGGCACAGAAAGACAGUAUCUCCAGACAGGAAAGCACUUGUUCAUCUUUUUGACAAAAUUGAGCGGGGAAAACUGAGAGACAGUGAAAGUUUAUCAAAGCAGGUUAUCGAACUUCACAAACAUAGGCAAGGAUCUCCAAGGAAAAGAAAAGGUCCCAUCUCGGGAACAAAGGGCACGGAUAGGUUUCGGUCCGAAGAAGCAUUUUAUGUGAAUCCUUUACCGGAUUGUUUGUGUAGAAGACAAUCACCAAGUUUGAAUACAUCUGUUGUAAUCAGAUAGUCUACAUACUAAAGAAGAACAACCCUUCAACGAAAAGUUUGAUAGGAUGGUGAGAUUAUUGACCAAUUCGACAAGUUACCGCCUGUUGAAACUUUUCAAACUGGUUGCGCCAUUACGAGAUUUAGGAUGCGGAUUCUGUACAGCUUGAGAUUAGAUAGAGGGUCGGGCAGUUUACCUGAGAAGUAGGCGAAGAGGAUAUUUGAUUAAUUGCAAGAAGAGGAAGUAGGUAAAGUGAGGAGAGUAAGAAUAGAUGAAGAAAAAACAUUGCAGGGUGCUCGGAGAAACUGAGCCAGUAUUGACCGAAAAGGUUUCAUUGGUUGGGGAUGGAAUACUUGUCUUGUUUUAUACGAUAGUUGUUUUGUUUACCAAUCACAGUAAUAAUAUUUUCUUUUCCUCUUCA